AUGGAUAACAACGUGACUACCAACCGAGAAACUACGAGGAGCACACACACUUAUACUUUCCAUCGCGAGGGUAUGGUUCAAUUGGGACAAUUGGGUGAAUUGGUCACUGGUCAUAAUGAAACAGUGUUCAGUGGCAACUAUGGCAACAUAUUAUCUCUUCUGUAUUCGCGUGUCGACGAAUGGGCCUUAUCUACUCUUCUUCAGUUCUACGACCCAGAUAUCCGUUGUUUCACAUUUUCAGAUUAUCAGCUAGCUCCCACUCUCGAAGAGUACUCUUACCUCCUCAACAUCAAGAUUCAACACAGAGUGCCUUUUGUUUGUGUCCCAGAGAAACCUAGGUUGGAUUACAUUGCCAACGCUCUUUAUUUGAGCUUGGGGGAUGUUCAUGAUAACUGGAAGAAGAAGGGUGAUACUCAUGGCUUCCACAUGAGUUUCCUGGUUGAAAAAGCUCAAGAAUUUGCCGACAAAGGAAUUUGGGAGGCUUUCAAUGCUAUUUUGGCCGCUCUGAUCUAUGGAAUUGUGAUGUUUCCCAACAUUCACAAGUUCGUUGAUUUGGCUGCUGUAUGUCUUUUUAUGGACAAGAAUCCAAUACCCACCCUAUUGGCUGACACAUAUUAUUCCAUUCACUCUCGGCAUGGUAAAAGAGGGGCUAUUAGAGGUUGCUUGCCGCUGUUAUAUAAAUGGUUCAAAUCUCACUUACCUGCUAGUGGUCCGUUUGUUACCUCUACUCAGAAAUGGUCUCAGAGAAUCAUGGGACUUACUGCAAACGACAUCGUAUGGUAUCAAUUCCGAACAGGCAUAUCUGAAGUCAUUAUCAGGUGCGGAAACUUUGGUAACGUCCCGCUCAUUGGGACAAGAUGUAUUAACUACAACCCAGUUCUAGCCCUUCGUCAGUUGGGCUAUACCAUGAAGAGUGGGCCUUCGGAUAGGGAGAUUUACCAAUCCGUAUACUUUGAGAAAGGAGCUGACCCUGUAGCACUUGAGGAAAUCAGGAAAGCCUGGAACAACAUUCAUAUAGGUGAGAGAUCCACUCUGGGAGCCAAGAAUGCCAUUGCUAUGGAGCCCUAUACCGAUUGGGUUAAGGAGAGAGUCAAGACACUUCUGUUACCAUUCCCGAGGGUCCCUCUCUUAUAUGCACAACCCCCGAAGAUAUCAGAAACUAUGGUAUCAAAGGAACGUUUUGACCAGGUCCGCGUCGCCAAUUUGAGACUGAAAGAGAAAGAUAGGGAUAUGGAUUUGAAGCGCUAUUUCCUUAAGCAGACAAAGAAUGAACUGGCCCGUGAACUUAAAACUCUCAAAGGAGAGUCUUCUCAAGCCAGGAAGAGGGUUAGAACUGAAAAGGACGGAAAAGCUGUUGUCGCUCCUACUGAAGAUCCUCAAAAGGUUAUAGAAAAGGCUAUAAAGGAAGAAAAAGAGAAGCUCAGACGAGAGUAUCAGGAAGACCUGAAAGCCCACAAGCUCCGACUGGAGAAAGAAACCAAAUCACCACCAGAUUUGUUGGAUGGGGUCUCUAUUGCUCUUUAUAUUGAAACAUUGUUAUUUGUGUUUGAACCUACUCGCCUUAGGGGGCCAUUAUGA
Molecule: messenger RNA, 1578 nt
Organism: Vicia villosa (hairy vetch)
Lineage: Eukaryota; Viridiplantae; Streptophyta; Magnoliopsida; Fabales; Fabaceae
Exons: 2
Coding region: 1-1578 (525 amino acids)
Source: RefSeq, a predicted model, not a curated record